CAUCGAUGCAUCGUUUGCAUAUCUAUUUGUGAUUUAAUUAGAGGAAUAGCAAGUUUUUGCAGUGAAGUACUAGGAUAAAGUGAAAUAAUAUAUGUAGUUUAGAAUAAAAAUGGCUCAAAAUAACAAAGGAAAUAAGAACAAACAAGCUAAACAGCAAGGUGGUAAAAAGAAUGUCCAAGAGAAAACCACGCAACAAAAAAAAAAACAAGAAAGCACGGAGCAGAAAAAAUGUGGUGUCUGCAAGUGGGUCCUGGGCAGCCUUGUAUUGAUCACAGUGAUUGCUAGUGUGUUGAUCUACGACACGAAUGUAAACGGGAAAGGUGUGUUUGAACGUUCAACUACCGGGAAAGUAUUGAAGAAUGCCGGAGUGUUACCGCAUGUGAAGAAUGCUUGGUACAUGUCGAUGGGAGCUGCAGCACGUGGUUACAAAUGGGCCGAACUCCAUGUGCUACCAUACGCGAAGCCUGCUGGCCAGCUGGUGUGUGAUAUCUUCAGAUUGUCACGCAAUGCCGCCUUUAAUAUAUAUGGUGUGUUCUCAGAUUUUGUAACGUCUAAACUACCUGUUGCUGCGAACUUUCUCGAAUAUGUUCCUGGUUUCUCUAAAAAAAUCGGAGACACUUCAUUAGUGGUCAAAAAUGUUUGUGCGGAUGUGUUUGGAAAGACAGUAUUCUUCUUUAAGACACAGGUUUUCAUUGGCCGCUUUUCUCCCGAAAAUCUUAGCAAAGUUGUGAAUCAGACUCGCAAUGCUGCACUCGAAUACUAUAUUCAGUUCCAUAAAAAUGUUGAUACUUAUUCAAAACUGAAAUGAUUUUAAGUACAAAUACAAAAUACUACAUAAAGGCGAUCAUUUCCACAAAUUCAAUCCAAUUCAACAGAACACCUCCACUAAGACCAAUGCCAAUCACCCAACAGCAAAAACGAUUGCACGGCACAUCAAAUAAUGACAUCAAAAUAUGUUUAAGUGCUUGUAAAAAAAACUUUUUAUCUCACCAUGAAUAUGUUGAGGUGGACCUUACUAAUUGUUUGGUGACUACUGUACUAAAUCCAUCUCGCAUUUAAGAUCUUAUUCUAAUUUGAUAUAUUCCAUUAAACUUUUUUGUUUUGCAAAAACAAAAGUAGUUGUUGAAAUAUAAUUCUAUUGACAGCAAUUUUUUUAAAUGUAUACUCGGCAGACACAUUAAAAGGUAAUAUACAUAUUAGGAUGGUCCAAAAUAAGUCGGCAUUUUAAUGCUUUCCCCUCCUAGUAUUGUUCUAUGUCGAAAAAAAUAUACCCCUAUUUUUUUAUUUUGAAAUUAAAAAAUAUUUAGGGAGUCGCUCAAAUCGCUUAA
This is a messenger RNA of Rhagoletis pomonella (apple maggot), 1328 nucleotides long. RefSeq lists its product as uncharacterized. Bases 110 to 808 code for a protein of 232 amino acids. The record is from RefSeq and is a predicted model, not a curated record. The transcript has 5 exons. NCBI's taxonomy places the organism in Eukaryota, Metazoa, Arthropoda, Insecta, Diptera, Tephritidae.